AUGGUUAAUUACGUGUUAGAUAGUACAAGAUGUUUAACUGGAAUUCAGUGUCAUCACAAAGGGUCAACAUCUGGGACAUGUUCUAGGAAUGGUGCAUGUUCCUGUAAAUCUUAUUACGGUGGAAGGCGUUGUCAAGAUUUUAAACCUACGGACUGCUCUGUAUUGGAUAAAACUCAUUAUGGAGAUGGUGUUUACACAAUCUACCCAAAUGGUGGUGCCAGCUUUAAGGUUUAUUGCGAUAUGAAAACAGACGGAGGCGGUUGGACGGUUUUCCAACGCCGAGUAGACGGAGCUGUUGAUUUUUACCGUAAAUGGUCUGAAUAUGAGGGUGGCUUUGGUGAUGUAAAGCAUGAGUUUUGGUUAGGAAAUGCAAAUCUUCACAGACUGACUUCGAUGGGGAAUACAGAAUUAAGAAUAGAUGUUAUAAACUUUAAUAGAAAACGGGGAUAUGCUAAAUAUAGUAGCUUUUUGGUGAAAAACGCAUACCAACAGUACAGACUGAGAGUCAGUGGCUACAGUGGAAAUGCUGGUGAUAGUUUAACUUAUCAUAAUGGAUGGAGGUUCAGUACUAGAGACAGGGACUACGAUGGUCUUCACAUUAACUGUGCUGCAAAAUAUAAAGCGGGAUGGUGGUAUAAUGAAUGUUUGUGGUCCAACCUUAACGGUAUUUUCAAUAUUCGCGGUGAAAAUGGCGUGAGUUGGUAUCAUUUGGACAACCAAUAUGGCACGAUUUGGAGAUCAAAGAUGAUGCUUCGCAGAAAGUGAUUUUUAAAAAUUAAAACAACUACAACAAUUAAAAUAAUAAGACUCUUUCAUUUUUAACAAUCGGAUUUCUCAGAAAAGUUUUAGCACAUCUAAAACUGAAUUCCUAUAAGACUAUUUCAAGCAUUUUAUCCGUAGAUCAAAAUAUAUUCUGAUUCAUGAUAAAAGGGAAUAUGAUCACGAGAAAAAUUGUGACACA
Messenger RNA from Mytilus californianus (California mussel), 961 nucleotides. RefSeq names its product fibrinogen-like protein A. The transcript is spliced from 6 exons. The coding region runs from base 1 to 765 and encodes 254 amino acids. NCBI's taxonomy places the organism in Eukaryota, Metazoa, Mollusca, Bivalvia, Mytilida, Mytilidae. The record is from RefSeq and is a predicted model, not a curated record.